CAUCACCCGAGAUUAUUCCCAAAUGUUGUGCUUCGUCCUCCAUGGUGUGUGCUGGCAUCGUACAAUCCAUGGAUGUCUGUCUCCUCAAGCGACACUCCUCUCAUCGCGGCUACCGCGUGUAGGGCUUGCGGCAUGAUUCGCAGCAUCCAAUCAUGCGAUUUCUGAUAUAUGUGAAACAAGUGAAAGCACUUCAUAAGACCUGAAAGUUAUAUCUGCACAAUUCAUGCUAUCGUCGACUUCGCCUGGACAUGGCUAAUGAGUGAAUCGCGCGAUCGCGCUUCAUAUCAGCUUGUGAAUGUGAAAGUCAACCACAUUAUGCCUGGUGUCCCGACCUCAAGAUACUCCUCCCUGACAAUCCAUUGAAGCACUUGUCACAGCAUGUCUACCAUCGCUUGGCCGCCACCGCAGGCUACCGACGCGCCUGAAUUAUCUACAGAGCAAAUUGCCCGCAAGGUUCAAGCGACGACAGCUCGCGAGCUUGUUUGGCUACUUUCUUCGUUACAAGAAACACUAGUAUCACUAAAGGAUGGCCUCGCAUCCUGCGCGAUUCUGCUCGCUCCCCAAGAACCAGGAUCCACACUCGUAUUGUCCUCCCAUCGCAGUGAGGCUUUGAAAGGAUUCGUCAAUCGCGUCGGUGCACGCCUCGUUAAGGGCGAGAUUCAUCUUCGACUUCCUCCUCUACUGCCUGUUCCGCGUGGGCAAUCUAGCUUUCGAAUCUCAAUCUCCAACCUCCCGACCUCAGCGACCGUCGUCCUUGAACAGCUCACUACUGCACGCACGUUGAUUAAUGGCUCACUUGACGUGAUCGAUGCCACUCGCUGGACUGGGGAUGCACAUAAUCCAGCGUUCCUCGCCGGGCAACUCCGUCUUCUUCAUGAACACAUCCAGGACGCGCGCGCUGCACUUCAAGGCGACGCUGAUGUAGCUGCGGCCUGGCCGACUUCGUCCAUAGAUACCACUGCCUUCCACCCGACACUCCCGAAGAACCUUUCCCUCCAUCUCCACAUUGCCGACGCCGCUCUCAUCCUCACUGCUCGCACUCUCGAGCCAGCCAACGGCAUGCUGACACCACAUCACGCGCCCUCUGGGUCCCGACCUACCACCGCCUCCUCCAUGAAUCCUCCAUCAAAUCAACCACUGUUUGGUGGGUUUUCUUUCCGCGACCGUCUGGCGACUGCCCUGGGCGCUGCGCCUCGUCCACUGCAUGACGAAGCAGGCGAAAUCUUCACUUUUCAUGGCGAGACCUUUCGUGUACGAGACAAGGUGCGCGUGGAAAGUCAAGAUCCGAGCCUGAUGGCGGCAUUGGCCAAACUCAGUGCCUUGGAACGUAGCGUAGCGUUGUCAAGGAGAGCAUUAAGGAUAGUCAUGGGCGGCACCGGCGAGGAGGAUGAAGAGUGAAUAUAAAUGUAUAUAUGUGUGCUGUGAAAUAAAUGUGUAUUGUGUAUUGGUUCGUCAUGUAUGUUGCGCUCUUCCCUCAUGGUUUACAUGUG
Molecule: messenger RNA, 1490 nt
Organism: Dissoconium aciculare CBS 342.82
Lineage: Eukaryota; Fungi; Ascomycota; Dothideomycetes; Mycosphaerellales; Dissoconiaceae
Exons: 1
Coding region: 379-1398 (339 amino acids)
Cellular component (GO): RAVE complex
Source: RefSeq, a predicted model, not a curated record